GGUCGAAUCUUGCUAAUGUGUCGUGUCACAUGUGAGAGGAUGGAUGGAUGGAUUGUUCACAGACAUUUCCUCCUCUGUCCCGUCUCCCUGCGUUGACAUCGGCCUCUGGGAAAAAUUCAAGCCCCAUUAUCUAUAUUGAAUAUUUCAAGCGGCCAUAGGGACGUACAACGGAAGCAGAAGACAGCCUGAAGACUAGCGGAGGAUUAGCGUUAGCGUGUACUAGGAUGGUCAGCAUCUCCAACAUCCUAAUUCCCUAUCUUCCAUGCUUCAUCUUGCUCAAAAUGUUUUGGACCUGAAUUUGUGAAGCUGUGGGCAUCACUCGGGGUUUUGUGUUGGGUCGGGGGUGGGGGUGGGGGGGUCUUGCCAAAGAGGAGAGCGAGCACAUUUCCUUUGUGCUACAUAUUUAAUAAGGUGAAGCAUGUGGGGAAUUACUCUGCCUUCAACUCCCACAUUUCCUUUCAAAGUCAACCAUUCAUUUUGCACAUUCUUCUUCACGCAUUAUGGGAAACAUACUCAUGCCGAUGCAGCACAUACGCCCCACCCCACCCCCAUACCCCCACCCCCCCCCCUUCUUCAUCCUCACUGAUGUGGUUUUAGAUGAAGGGGCCGCCUGCCUGGCUGGCAAGAAAGAGUCAAAAUGUUCUAGUGUAACAACCGCAGCACUGAGGAGGGGGGUUGCGUCUGAUCUGAGUAGGCUUCAUCGGUUCAUGAUGACUAGAUAGGACAGCUCUAGUCUAAAGUAUUUAUCCUGUCAAGAUGGCGUCAAUCCCAGACAAGACAGUUUCACUCCUGUACAAAACGACAGUCGUUAAGGCCUAUAAAUGUUUUCAUUCAUCCAUCAUCGCUCCAAUCUUCAGGUUGUCAUCGUGGAAAACCUUCUGGUGGAAUCACCAAAGUAUUUCAUGGUUUCAGACCUUCAUUCGCAUGGAAACAUCUUCUCCUGAUGUUCUGCUGAUAUUUUGUUGUCUUAUAUUCCAAAAUGAUGGGCGGCACGGUGGACUAGUGGUUAGCGCGCAGACCUCACAGCUAGGAGACCCAAGUUCAAUCCCACUCUGGGUCAUCUCUAUGUGGAGUUUGCAUGUUCUCUCCGUACUCUGGUUUCCUCCCACAUUCCAAAAACAUGCUAGGUUAAUUAGCCACUCCAAAUUGUCCAUAGGUAUGAAUGUGAGUGUGAAUGGUUGUUUGUCUAUAUGUGCCCUGUGAUUGGCUGGCCACCAGUCCAGGGUGUACCCCGCCUCUCACCCGAAGACAGCUGGGAUAGGCUUCAGCACCCUCGCGACCUUUGUGAGAAAAGCAGUAGAAAAUGAAUGAAUUUGCACAAACAGGGCUGCGCGGCGGUCGAGUGGUUAGCGCGCAGAACUCAUAGCUAGGAGACCCAAGUUCAAUCCCACUCUGGGCCAUUUUGUGUGGAGUUUGUAUGUUCUCCCCGUGCAUGCGUGGGUUUUCUCCGGGUACUCCGGUUUCCUCCCACAUUCCAAAAACAUGCUAGGUUAAUUAGCCACUCCAAAUUGUCCAUAGGUAUGAAUGUGAGUGUGAAUGGUUGUUUGUCUAUAUGUGCCCUGUGAUUGGCUGGCAACCAGUCUUCUCACAUGUAGACAGCUGGGAUAGGCUCCAGCAACCCUGCGCGACCCUCGUGAAUGAAUGAAUUUGCACAAACACACAACUCAGAAACGGAAAGGACUGUUUAUCAACUUAACCUUGACCCCACUCUACUUUGUAUGGAAUAUUCCUUCAAAUCAACUGGCUUCUUUCCGUCAGAAAGACUCAAGUCCACCAUGGCUAACAAGGAGCCAAUGUUUCCUGUGUCAAUAGAGCUCAUUUACGAGAGCGCCAACGGUUACGAUCCUUUCCACGUCCUUCAAAUGUCACCGUGAAGAAAGGUUCUUCACCCAGGUCAGAGCAUCCUUGCUUUUCUUUGCUGAUUUGAAAGAUAUUUUUUUUCUCACAGGUACACACCUUUUCAGGAAGCCCACAGUCUGAGUGACAUGCCCGACUUCAUUGUUAGAAUUCCACCUGUGGCUUAAUUACACCCCUCAGCAGGGACGUCGGAAAAAGGAAACAUCAACACCGGAAUUCCAAGCACGCCCAGGGUGGUGUCACUAGAGCUCGGACAUUUUUACAAUAACUUCUGUCUUUGGAUUUUGGGGCGUGCUAGUCACGUCAUGACCGCAUGACCGCCAUCGCAGGAUGAUGCUUGGCCAGUAAUCAUGGAGCAAGGUCACAUGGGCGUGCAAGGUCACCAACCACAAGGUUAACUUGUGGUUACCGCCACAAAUGAUCUCAUUCGAGAGCUGUUCUUUGCAAAGACUUUUCCACUGUACGGUGCAGAAGUGGUUAGCAUCUUGGCCACACAAUCAGGAGAUGGGAAUACCUGGGUUGGAAUCUCUGUGUGGAGUUUGCAUGUUCUCUCCGUGUGAGGAGAAGCGACAUAGAACGUGGAUGGAUAAUCGACUUUAAACAUAUGAAGCAUAGGCAUGCCCAUAACGUGACAUUGAAGAUGUAGACUGGGAUUUCAUACAAACCAGCAGGACUGAAGAGGAACUUUUGAUUCAGUAUUUGUUUUCAUUCUCUACAAUAUACUGGCAGUACACCCUCACGGCCGCAUGGGGGCGCAGGUGAAAAGAACCCCCCCUCGUCUCCGCAGUCUCCUCCUCCUCAUCCCGCCCGGCUGCUGCUGCUGCUGACAGACUGCGACCCGGACUCCGACCAAGCAAGUCACCCUCUUCUCCCGGCAACACGGGAGCAGAGCAGCAUGUGAAUGGCGGCAGAAAAGAGAAAAGUUGCCAGAGAGGAGGAGGAGGAGGAGGAGGAGGAAGAGCUACCUGCGUCUGGACCCACCCAUGCUCUAGUGCACGCCCGCAGUCAUAGCCACGUCCGAUUCCCGCCCCCGGUGCACGGCGGUGGCUUCGGAGAAGGAGGAGGAGGAGGUGGAGGCGGCGGCCGGGGGCAAGUUCCUCGCCUGUUGGCGCACACCCGGAGUCACAGUCACACACACUUCAACACACAGUCGCUGAAGUACACCUGCCGCCUCACGCACAGCCUGUCAGCCAUGGCCCAGAGGGAGAAUGGGGUCAUCAAACCCUUGGACCCGCUGUUCACCAACACCAAGGCCCCUCAGACAGACCUCAGUCAGAAGCUGUCCGUGUGCAGUAAGCUGUGCUUUGCCAUCGGAGGCGCUCCCAAAGAAGUGGCCGCCAGCGCCACAGCCUUCUUCCUGCAGAUCUACCUGCUGGAUGUGGCCCAGAUCAACGCCUUCCAAGCGUCCAUGGUGCUGUUCAUCGGGCGGGCCUGGGGCGCCUUGACGGACCCUGUGGUGGGCUUCUUCAUUAUUAAGACCAAGUGGACCAAGAUCGGCAGACUCAUGCCUUGGAUGCUGGGCUGCACACCCUUCCUGGUGGUCUCCUACUUCUACCUCUGGUAUGUUCCUCCCUUUGUCACCGGGAGGUUCGUGUGGUACCUGGGAUUCUACUGCCUCUACCAGACGCUCAUCACUUGCUACCACGUGCCUUACUCUGCUCUCACCAUGUUCCUCAGCACCGACCAGCAAGAACGAGACUCAGCCACUGCCUACCGAAUGACAGUGGAGGUUCUGGGGACGCUUGUGGGCGCGGCCAUCCAGGGUCAGAUUGUGGCCAGCGCCCACACGCUCAAGCACUGCCCCACCCACAACGCGUCGGCGGCUCAGCCGGGCAACGGCAGCGGGGGCGAGGUGGUGAAGAGCCUGCUGGUACGCUCGGAGGAAUACCUGUCUCACGCGAAGGAAGUCUACAUGAUUGCCGCUGGCGUCAUCGGGAGCAUAUUCCUGGUGUGCACCAUCAUCAUGUUCCUGGGAGUCAAAGAGAAGGACGAUCCAUACGCCCCAAGAACAGAGAAGCCCAUUCUGUUCCACCAGGGCUUCAUCAUGGUGAUGCGACACGGGCCCUACCUGAUCCUAACCGCCGCCUUUCUCUUCAUCCUGGUGGCCAUUCAGCUGGUGCAGAACAACUUUGUCCUCUUCUGCACCUACGCCGCCGACCUGAGGGAGCACUUCCAGAACAUUGUGCUGACCAUCCUGGUGUCUGCGGUGAUCAGCAUUCCGUUAUGGCAAAGGUUCCUGCAGAGGUUUGGCAAGAAGACGGCAGCUUUUUGUGGCAUCACAUGGAUCAUGCCCUUCACCAUGAUGCUGGUGUUCAUCCCCAACGUGGUGGUGGCGUACGUUGUGGCCGUCUCCUCGGGCCUCAGCGUGGCCGCUUCGCUCCUGCUGCCCUGGUCCAUGCUGCCGGACGUGGUGGACGACUUCCGUUUGUCCAACCCGUACUGCAAAGGUCACGAGGCCAUCUUCUACUCCUUCUACGUGUUCUACACCAAGUUUGCAGCCGCCAUCUCCCUGGGCGUGUCCACGCUGUGCCUGGAAUUUGCAGGUUACGACACCGGAGCUUGCAAGCAGCCGCCGGCGGUGGUGUACACCCUGAAACUGCUCAUUGGCGCCGCCCCUGUGGCCUUCAUCAUCACGGGCCUAAUGAUCCUGCUCCUGUACCCCAUCACGGAGAAAGUGCGGCUGAGGAACAAACUCCACCUGGAGGAGCUGCGAAAACAAAGCACCGGCUCCAGAGACGAUUUGGGUUUGAUGUGACGUGAAAGUUGAUGCAUUCCAGCAGUGCAUGCUGGGAAAUUUGCCUCAUUAGUGUAUAUUACACUGGGAACAUUUUUAAUGAAACAUUGUUUGUUUUCAUUCUCACACAUGUUGUAAAGUCAUAUAGGAGUAACCAAGAUAUUUAUACAAAUUCAUGUAUAUCAGGAUUUUAUUUCUUUUUCUUGAACUACACUGUUAUUUAUUUAUGAUGACACCGUUAAAAGGAGGAAGGAGAUGAAUGUGACACAGAAUAGAUUGUGUGGUGUGUUACUUUGUGGAGAUGAAGGGUAUACCGUAGGUGUGUAAGGAAAGUAGCAAUAAUAAACGCAUACUGUUUUUUUAUUGAAUAGUUCAAAAGCACAGUGCAUUCAUGCCUGUAUUGCACCCUCUGGUGGUAGGAUGUGGUGUUUACUUUUCGUAUUUGGACUCCAAAGGGAAAUUUGAUGCAAUCCAGUGGCGUUUUUUUAAACAUGAGAAUGACAGUCAGGGACACCAAGCGAAGUUGAGACAAUCAGAUUGGAAUGGGAUGGAGCGCCAGGAUGACAAUGUUCAUGAAAAUCUGUUUUUUAAUCUGACGUCCCUGCAAUAAAAAAAUGUCUUCAUCGUGAUUAGCUUGUCUUUGUGUCAUUUGUAAUAAAUAUUCAUUAUGGAUAAUUAAAUAACGUGAACGUCCUCAAAUUGCUCUUUGAGGAUUUACUGCAGUAGUCAAAGAUC
Doryrhamphus excisus (bluestripe pipefish) is the source of this 5326-nucleotide messenger RNA. It is a transcript of the gene mfsd2b, whose product is annotated as MFSD2 lysolipid transporter B, sphingolipid. Gene Ontology annotation, biological process: carbohydrate transport; lipid transport. The record is from RefSeq and is a predicted model, not a curated record. NCBI's taxonomy places the organism in Eukaryota, Metazoa, Chordata, Actinopteri, Syngnathiformes, Syngnathidae. Gene Ontology annotation, cellular component: plasma membrane. Gene Ontology annotation, molecular function: sphingolipid intramembrane carrier activity; symporter activity.